UUUUGGAUCUAUUAAACGAAUUGGGCGAUCAACUUUCGAGCUGUCCAGCAAAAGCAAGAGGGCUGUGUCGCACUGUCAGUGCGACGGUGUGGGAGGCGAUAUCAUCAUUGGGCGGUGCUGCCACUCUUGGUGCUGUACAAAGAGGGUCUUGUGACGGAUGUAGUUCUUCCGAAAUGGGAACUGUCAAGUCGAGGGACAUAUCGUCUGCCGACAAUUCCAUAGAUGAAACAAAUGUAGCUGCGUGCAGCUCAAGUUUGAAACAGGAUCAAAAUCAAAGAAGAGGUUUUUGCGGCAAUGGAGGCUAUUUGCAAAAAAAUGAUCUGUGCUACGACAUUGGGAACAAUUCCCACUACCAGCCGGUACGUCAGCCCAGCAUACGAAGUCGAAGUCAACAGCCAAUGCCAACGACGGAGGAGUUGGAAAGAAAAUUUACAAAAGUGUUGGCGUCUAUGGAUUUACCCCCCGAUAAAGCAAAGCUCCUGAAGAAUUACGACGAUGAAAGAAAGUGGGAUAUAAUUUGCGAUCAGGAAAUGGUUCAGGCAAAGGAUCCGCCUUCUCACUAUCUCAAUAAGCUACGAACAUAUUUGGAUCCAAAAGCUUCACGAAGUCAUAGGCUUUACUUAAUUUAUUUUUUCUGUCAGAAACGAAAAAUGGUUGGCGAAUCCACAUCUACACAGGUAUUACGCGAUUUAGAAAUUUCCUUGCGCACUAAUCAUAUCGAGUGGGUAAAGGAAUUUCUUGAUGAUACGAACAAAGGGCUCGAUGCUCUUGUCGACUACCUCAGCUUUCGCCUACAAAUGAUGCGCCAGGAACAGAGGGCCCAAGGUUCUUUUAGUGAGUCGGAUGAACUUUUGAUAUUAAAUAACAGUGGUAUGGGUAACAAUGGUACGGAGGCAAUGGGAGUUAUGUCGUUAAGUGGUGCAAGCACUACUUCCAAUAUUGGAGGUAUUAGUAGUGUCAAUCUUCUGGAAUCAUCAAGAUACCAAAAUUCAAAUUCAUCGGCGUUCAAUGUAAUCACAAACAGCAUUUUGCGACCCUCGCUAUUAGACGCCCUUGACAGCCCCAGCAUUAAAAGACGCUCACGUCACAUUGCUAAAUUGAAUAUGGGCGCAUCGACAGAUGACAUUCACGUCUGCAUAAUGUGUUUACGUGCAAUCAUGAAUAAUAAAUACGGUUUUAAUAUGGUAAUACAACAUCGUGAAGCAAUCAACUGCAUAGCGCUUAGUUUGAUACACAAAUCGCUGCGCACAAAAGCUUUGGUGUUGGAACUACUAGCUGCAAUUUGUUUGGUUAAGGGUGGGCACGAGAUUAUAUUGUCAUCCUUUGAUAAUUUUAAGAACGUCUGCAACGAAACACAUCGAUUUCAAACACUCAUGGAGUACUUCAUGAACUACGACGUUUUUAAUAUUGACUUUAUGGUAGCUUGUAUGCAAUUUAUGAAUAUAGUAGUUCAUUCGGUGGAAGAUAUGAACUAUCGCGUGCACCUGCAAUACGAAUUCACUGCUUUGGGUCUAGAUAAAUACCUUGAAAAGCUUCGACUAACAGAGUCUGAAGAGCUGAAAGUUCAGAUAUCCGCCUAUCUGGAUAAUGUGUUUGACGUUGCUGCGUUAAUGGAAGAUUCCGAAACUAAAACUGCCGCCCUUGAAAGAGUUCAGGAACUAGAAGAUCAAAUAGAAAGAGAAAUUGAUAGAAACUCAGAAUUAUUAUAUAAAUUGGCAGAGAUGGACACGGAGGUUAGAUUUCUGAAAGCCGAGAGAGAGGACUUGCUGACGACCAAACUCAAAGUUGACGAGGAGGUGACAACCUUACGACGGAUAUUAAAACAAAACGAACAGGAAUUGAAAAAACGAGAAUCUCUUCUGCAAAGCAAGAACCUUGAGCUUCAAACAUUAACACGUUCUUUACCCCGGUCUAGUUCGAACGGAACCAGCUUAUCUGAUAAUGAUGCAUCCAUGAAAGAACCGUCCGUCGAAUGUCCGUCUCCGCCGCUCCCCCCUCCUCCCCCACCACAAGAACAAGUGUCGGCGUGCUUGUCGCCACCACCUCCUCCGCCCCCGUUGCCUCCAGCACCACCACCCCCACCUUCACUGGGGGCAAGCUUGUCUUUAAAUGUGUCUCCACCACUGCCAGUAACUAACGAAAGUGCCUUGACACCACUACAACAAAACCCAGCUCCGAUAUUGUUCCAACCUCCCCCACCCCCUGUAGCAGGGUUUAUGCCAGCUCCAGAUGGUGCCAUGACAAUAAAGAGAAAAGUACCAACUAAAUAUAAGCUGCCCACAUUGAACUGGAUUGCUCUCAAACCGAAUCAGGUACGCGGUACGAUCUUCAACGAACUGGACGAUGAAAAAAUUUACAAGUUUAUUGAUUUUAAUGAAUUCGAAGAACGUUUUAAAAUUGGUGUGGGCGGCGGUUUAUCGUCAGGCAACAAUUCGGAAGUUGAUGGCUCUCUGCAGUCGUAUCCCAGCAAGAGGUUCAAAAAACCCGACAAUAUAUCUUUGCUGGAACAUACGAGAUUAAGAAACAUUGCAAUUUCGCGUCGAAAACUUGACAUGCCAAUAGAUGAAGUAAUUUCAGCAAUACACAGCUUAGAUUUAAAGAAAUUGUCGCUAGAAAAUGUAGAGCUGCUGCAAAAAAUGAUUCCAACAGAUGUGGAAGUGAAAGCCUACAAGGAGUACAUCAUCGAGAGAAAGGACCAAAACCUUUUAACGGAUGAAGACAAAUUUAUGCUGCAACUGUCUAAGGUGGAACGAAUCUCAUCCAAGUUGUCUAUAAUGAACUACAUGGGAAACUUCUUCGACUGUUUGCAUUUAAUAUGUCCUCAAAUUCAAUCCAUAACAUCGGCAUCUACUUCGCUCAAGCAAUCUCGAAAAUUCAAGGCAGUACUCGAAAUAGUUUUAGCUUUUGGUAACUAUUUGAAUAGCAGUAAGAGGGGACCGGCUUAUGGGUUCAAGUUGCAGUCGUUGGAUACUUUAAUUGACACGAAAUCAACCGACAAGCGUUCGUCCCUGCUCCAUUACAUUGUUGCGACCAUAAGACAAAAAUUCCCCGAAUUACUCAAUUUCGAAACGGAAUUGUACUGUACCGAUAAAGCGGCACAGGUUUCUCUGGAGAAUAUUGUCACCGAUGUUCACGAUUUGGAGAAAGGCAUGGAAUUGGUAAAGAAAGAAGCCGACCUUCGGGUGAAAGGGACUCAAACGCACAUUUUACGAGAUUUUCUCAAUAACUCCGAAGAUAAGUUGAAAAAAAUUAAAGUGGAACUGAAAAAUGCCCAAGAAGCGUUCAAAGAGUGUGUUGAGUAUUUUGGAGAAUCUUCCCGUAACGCGGACGCAGCUGCUUUCUUUUCUCUAAUAGUUAGAUUUACCCGGGCAUUUAAGGCCUAUGAUCAAGAAAAUGAACAGAGAAGAAGACUGGAACAGGCAGCAGCAGCUGCAGCAUCUAAAAAGGAGAGCGAGCAGGUCCAAUUACGGAACAAAUGCAACCAGAAAAAACAACAGCUUCCUGCUGGGAUAUGUUUACAGGAUGCGGUAAUAAACGAACUGAAAUGUAAAGCUAUUUCGGUGCGAGAGAAAAAACUUUUACUUCAGGACGAAGUUUACAAUGGAGCACUGGAAGACAUCUUACUUGGCUUGAAAAGCGAGCCAUAUCGUCGAGCAGAUGCAGUUCGUCGCAGCCAGCGCCGGCGUAUUGAUAAUAACCGCCUUUCACGCACUCUUGAAGAGCUUGACGUCUAAA
Molecule: messenger RNA, 3735 nt
Organism: Musca vetustissima
Lineage: Eukaryota; Metazoa; Arthropoda; Insecta; Diptera; Muscidae
Gene: Frl
Product: formin-like protein
Exons: 9
Coding region: 174-3734 (1186 amino acids)
Biological process (GO): cell migration; cortical actin cytoskeleton organization; regulation of cell shape
Cellular component (GO): cytosol
Molecular function (GO): small GTPase binding; actin filament binding
Source: RefSeq, a predicted model, not a curated record